Brassica rapa (field mustard) is the source of this 6890-nucleotide messenger RNA. RefSeq lists its product as uncharacterized. Gene Ontology annotation, biological process: DNA repair; telomere maintenance. NCBI's taxonomy places the organism in Eukaryota, Viridiplantae, Streptophyta, Magnoliopsida, Brassicales, Brassicaceae. The record is from RefSeq and is a predicted model, not a curated record. Gene Ontology annotation, molecular function: DNA helicase activity.
CCGAACUACCUGACAAGGAAACAGACAAAGAGGGUUUCGAGUUAGUUGAGCGACACAUGAUCCAUGGGCCUUGUGGCAACCAGCGACCUCUAUCACCAUGUAUGGAAAAAGGAGAAUGCACGAAGAACUACCCCAAACCAUACUCAAGCCAUACAAAGAUCGACAAAUCGGGUUUUGUUGUCUACAAGAGGCGCGUUAAUAGCAGAGCCUCUGUUUUCAAAGGUGAUAUAGAGUUAGACAGUCGAUACGUGGUGCCUCAUAACCUCUCUAUCAUCAGAAAAUACAAAGCACACAUCAAUAUUGAGUGGUGCUGCAAGACAGGGGCUAUCAAGUACCUCUUCAAAUACAUAACUAAAGGGGUUGACCGAGCUAUGGCUCUACUUCAGCAGACUGGAAGUCAAGACAGAGCAGGGCUAGAGAAAAAAAAAGAACACCUAGAGAUGGAUGAGAUUGAUAGAUAUCUGGAAUGUCGAUACAUCUCAGCGUGUGAAGCAUCGUGGCGUCUGUUUUCUUUCCACGUUCACCACAACCAGCCUUCUGUUAUGAAACUCACAUUGCAUCUGCCAGGCAAGCAAAGGUUGGUUUACGAUCAGAAUAAAAGGCUAGCGGAAGUUCUGUCACAGGAGGAUAUUGAGAAGACAAUGUUGACAGCAUAUUUUGUGGCAAACCAGACCUAUGAAGAAGCAAGGGAACUCACGUACAUCCAGUUUCCUGAGCACUUUGUGUACCACAGUGACAAUAAAACUUGGACACCACGGAAACAAGGGGCAGCUAUAGGCAGACUCGUCUACGUACCUCCAACUGCAGGAGACAAGUACUAUCUCAGAAUCCUUCUCAACGUGGUCAAAGGCGCUUUCGGUUAUGAUGACCUCUACACAGUAGGUGGUACAAAAUUUGAGGAGUUUCGUGAUGCUUGCUUUGCGCGUGGUUUGCUAGACGACGAUAAAGAAUGGCAUGAUGCAAUAGUUGAGCCCUCGCACUGGGCUACAGGUCGCCAACUAAGGAGCUUAUUUGUCCUAAUCUUGCUUUACUGUGAAGUUGGAAACCCACUGGAACUUUGGAAUCAUACCUGGAAGCUUUUGGCUGAAGAUAUUCUAUAUAUGAAACAGAGAGAAUUCAACUUUCCGGGUUUAAUUCUUCAAGAUCAGCAGCUGCAAGAAUAUACAUUGAUAGAGAUCGAACGGCUCCUCAAAGAGAAUGACAAAUCUUUAGCUGAUUUCGCUGGAAUGCCUAAGCCAAACCCAAGUGUUCUUAAGGAAAUCUCAAACACCGUUUUGCGGCAAGAGCUGAAUUAUGACACUGAGAAAGAAGCUAUUGAGCAUGAGAGACUGUUUAGCGACAUGAAUGAAGAUCAAAGAACCGUUUACAGUGCUGUGAUUGACUCCGUUGAUAACCAAUCUGGUCAGUUGUUCUUUGUCUAUGGUGCUGGAGGGACUGGAAAAACUUUCUUAUACAGGACAAUUAUAGCAAAACUAAGAUCAGUUGGUAAGGUCGUCAUCCCUGUUGCAUCAGCAGGCAUUGCAGCUUUACUACUACCAGGAGGUAGAACAGCUCACUCCCGUUUCAAACUUCCUAUAAAUUUAACGGAUCAGACAGUGUGUGAGAUAACGCCUAGCUCUAUGUUAGCGAGUCUUCUUUCAAAGGCUGACUUAAUCAUAUGGGACGAGGCCCCUAUGGCUCACCGCCAGGCAUUUGAAACUCUCGAUCGCACACUUAGGGACUUACAAUCGCUACAAGAUCCAUCAGCAGCUAAUAAACCUUUUGGAGGGAAAACGGUUGUUCUUGGUGGUGAUUUUAGGCAAAUUCUGCCGGUCAUACCUCUUGGCUCUAGACAAGACACAGUUAAAGCUUCGAUCAGCAAGUCAUACCUCUGGCCAUUUGCUGAGGUUUAUACGUUAACCAUCAACAUGAGACUGAGACAAGCUGACAAGGACUUUGCGGAAUGGAUUUUAAAAGUUGGUAAUGGAACAGCACCCACCGUGAUGACAGAAGGAAGAAGUCAUGAUGAUGGCGAGCAGGUUAUAAUAGGAGAUGAAUUCAUGUUACCAAGAUCUGAUCUUCCUCACAAGUCUAUAUCAGAUGCUGCGUACCCGGAAUUUGUUAAGAACUACUUGAACCGUACGUACUUAACAGAGCGAGCUAUCUUGGCUCCAACAAACGCCAGUGCACAUGAAAUAAACUCAUACCUUCUGUCUAAGGUACCUUCUGUAGAAAGAGAAUUCCUGAGCUCAGACAGUGUCGCUUUUGAGAGCACCCCCGAAGAUGACUGGACCAAUAACUACACUCAGGAGUACUUAAACUCACUUGAGUUCCCAGGUUUGCCGCCACAUAAACUCUGUCUGAAGGUUGGGUCUCCAGUUAUGAUGCUACGUAACCUGAGCCAGAAAAAUGGGCUAUGCAAUGGAACCCGGAUGAUGAUUUCACGUCUGGGACACAGAGUUCUGCAGGCUGAACUUCUAACAGGUACUCAUGUCGGAGAUAGUGUAUUGAUUCCCAGGAUUCAGCUUUCUCCAACCGACACUGUCUAUCCUUUCACGUUUCGAAGAAGACAGUACCCAAUAAAGCUGUGUUAUGCGAUGACUAUUAAUAAGAGUCAGGGUCAGAGCCUGAAGCAGGUCGCUCUCUAUCUCCCAAGACCUGUUUUCAGUCACGGGCAACUGUAUGUUGCUCUCUCACGAGUCACCUCACCGGAGGGUCUUAAAAUACUAGAUGACACAGAUGGUGCAACUAGAAACAAUGCUGUCACAAAUAUUGUUUACAAAGAGAUUUUCGGUAAUCUCAAGACACGUAAGACACAUACUAGACUUCUCUAAUAAUAAAAAGAUCUAUCCAAUUACCAAUAGCUAGCAACCUUAAAUCGACAUUGUUUGUUUCAGGUACAUCUACGAGUCCUAUACCAGACGUUCAUGUAGCCCAAGAAAGCACUGUUAGAGGAUAGAUCAACGGUUGAAAAAAAAAUUUUAAUUUCAUUUUCCUUUUUUUUUUUGUUAAUCAAAUUAAUUUCCAUACUACAAGUUCUGAUGUAUACAAUGUCAACCGCUUUUAGAUGUUUAAGAGCAAUGACUGCUCAUACCUUCGUUCAUAAUUCUUUCAUAUGUUAAUGACUCCCUACUCGGUCAGAAAUGUUCUGCUUCAAGUAGAAUAUAUUUAAUGGAAUCAUAGGUAACCAAAGUUAUUAGUAUGUACGUGGAACAUGCUACCCAUGAAUAAUUAAUUAAUAAACACCAAAAGAAAUAUACCGUCUGAGAUCAUCACAAUUCUACUUACGUAAAAUGUCAUUACAAGGCUAGAACAUGACUGUAAGCCAGCUUAAGAAAAACAUGACUUCUUCCAUGCAAAUGUAAUAAUUUUAAUAAAACAAACUACAAAACACUCCCAGAGUUAUUUGCAAAGUUAGAAUAUCUAAAUUAUGAUUGUCACAGUAGUCAUUAAGUUCAUGCCUUGUCAAGCACGCUAUCCAACGUUGCUGUAGUACGUACUCGGCCUUUUCGUUUACUAGAGCAUUAAACGUAGCUGCAAUAAGAGUUAAAAGAAUAAAUGAAAAUUUGAAAGGAAUGAACAAAACAAGAAAAAACAUAAUAUGAAUACAACAAUACAAAUAAUGGAUUUUACAACCCCAAUAAAUUAUUUAAUGCCUUUAAUUCCUUUAUAAUAUGUAAAACAACCCAAUAAUAUCAUAGACUACAACACCCUAUAUCACAAUUAUUCCUUACUCAAUAGCAUAACUAUAAGAAAAUAAAUCAAAUAAUCAAUGGAAAACAGAAUAAAAACAAAGCCUCAGUUAGUCCAUUAGAUUCAAAGAAAUUGCAGUUUCUGCCAAGGGAUUCUCCCUGAAAACAGGGUCUCAGCUCCACUGCACCUCGCUUAAUUGGAUUUCCUCAUCGGCAUCAAAACAAACUUAUUCAAGAAUUUUUUCCUUAAAUCAGAUAUACAAAAAUACAAUUUAAAACAAAAAACCAAAACAGUCGUCCUAAGGAUUAAUAGUGAGCAUUAAACUAUUACACCCAUUAUGCUUUAAUUGCUUAUGCGCUUUACUAGCAAUCUAAAUUAAACGAUCAGUUACAGAGUUACACUCAUAGAAUUCAAAAGGCACCCUAGAGAUCUAGAUUCACUAUAAAACUAUCGACAUCUCUUCAUAAAAAACAAAAAAACCCUCAAAAAUAAAGCAAAAUGUCUACUGAAAACAGUUUAUCUGUAAUAGAAUCUCUACCUCAUGAACUCCUUGCUGAAAUUCUUGCCCGGGUUGCUUCAUCUUCUGUUGAAGAUAUAAGCCACUGCUUAACAGUCUCACGGACGAUCUCUUCCGCCGUGCAAGAUGAUCACGUCAUCAAAUGUCUCAACCUCCGUCCACAGGCGAUGAAUCCCAUGCUAACGUUUCAUCGUUACCAGCAUCUUAUGGUGAAGGCUCUCAACAGCAACAAUCCGGCUGCUCAUUACACUGAAGGCAUCAAGCAGUUAUUCGCCUACAACAACAUGACUGUUGGGUUACUUCAUCUAAAAAAAUCAUCUGAAGGUUCCUAUGACAAUGGUACCUAUCUCUAUGGCAUCAUUGUUUCAUGCAUGGGAAACAUUGAAGAAGGAAAAACUAUUUUAGGUACCUUACGGUGGGAGGCAAGCAGACGUCGAACAAACCGUGCUUGGAGAGAAGUGAAGAGGUCACUGAGGUUUGUUUAUGUCAUUUUGAAGCCUGAGUACAGAGCCAGUUUGAAGAACAAUCAGCCACCGCUCACCUGCCACAAGAACGACAAGGACAACAUCUGUCCAAGCUGUUUCCACUACAAAAUGAUGCGGAGAUUUGUCGGAUUCGUUAGGCAAAAUAUCUAAGAAAGACAAAAUUGGUAUCAAGUGUGUAAAGAAGCUACGGGAUAACCACUAUCAACGUUGCGCACAUGCGAGACUCUUUAUUUCGAUUUAGCAUUUGCAUUUCUUUUCCAGCUUUUGAUUACAUUUCGAAUUAUGUUUAAGUUUUCUUUUUUUAAAAACACUUUCUCAUUUUUAAAAUCUCCUAAAGAAAAGACAUUAGAGAAAAAAAAAAAAGCAACCGUUUGACCUCCAUAACCCAGCUCAAUAACCAAAUCGAUUCAAUACAAAGCUAAACUUAACCAUCACAAAUCAGACCAUGCAAAGGUCAAAAGACCCAGCAAAAAAAAAAAAAAAAACUCAUACCGGACGAUGGAGAGAGAUCGUACUGGUCGGAGCGAGAUGUGUUCGGAUUGGAUCCAUCCCCACUAAAGAAAUAUCGGUGAUAAUGAACUCAACCCUAGCUCCGGCGAAAAUUCUCAGAUCGAUCCUCUCCUUCUCCUUCUCCUUCUCCUUCUCCUUCUCCAUCUCCACCCCAAAGGUACGACUGCAAUUGAAAAAAAAAUUACUUCGUACGUCACCUACCCUAUCGCACGUGCACAGCUAAAUCACAAAUAUUCUCUCAAUCCCUUUUGGGCUCGGCCCAAAUAAAAAACGAGAUUUAGUUGUGUAUUCCUAUACAAUUUUUUUAAAAAACUAUGGGUUCCCUAUUAAUUAUUGGUAAGUAAUUAGGACCAUCUAUAAUCAUAUAAUAUCAACUAAUUACCUUUUCAUAAUCCGAAGAGAAUUUCCUCAUUUGCUGUUGUAUGUGAAUGUAAAACAAGAUUCAUUCAAAUAUCUUAACUUAUUUAUUAUUUCAUCUUUCGCAAAAUAACAAAAAAAAAAAUUGUCUUUUUGAUCCAAAAAAUGAGCUUCUCUUUUAUACGUAGUCCACUACUAACUAACAUACUAUGGGUUAAUGGUCAAUUACCACAAAAUAUCUAUAUCUCCUGUUUAAAAAGGAAACGAGUGAUGAUUUCACUUCUCUUGACCCAUCAUAUGCUACAAUGGCUGCCAUGUCAAGGCCACCUAUAUAUCUUUAUCUCAUCACUUUCAAGUAUAGCAAACUUAAAAUAUGCUGUUAGUAAGUAUAACCACAUUGACUUUCCUAAAUAAUAAAAAAGGAUCAAUCAUACAUCAGAUUAGCGAUUCUCCGUAUCACAACAUUAAUUUAUUAAUAGUUCAUGAAAUUAAGAAAAUUACCCGAGUAAAAAAACACAAAAAUCACACUUAAUAGCCCUACAACCUAUCUAAAACCCUAGCCUACUCUAGCUAUAAAAUAUCAUUCAACCCAACCACAAAAUCAUAAAAAAGCAAAAAAAACUUCUUAAGCCUUCCAAUGGCUAGAAAAAGAUCACUCUUAAAGCUUGAAUUACUCCCAAUUUUCAUCCAGAUACAAAUACUUCUCUUUCUUGCUAAAGACUCAAUCGAAGCAUUCCACAAUGUCCUCACGGCAUUCCCUGGUCUUGGCACAGCUGCGCAGAGCCCUUUGGUCUUAAAACACCUAAAUCUCCGAUCUCUUACCGUGCAAUCACUAUCAUCGCUUACCGUGUACCAAAAUCUGAUGAACCUUUGCGUUUUGGCUGGUAAUUUGGAGGCGCAUUACUUACGUGGGAUGCAGGAAUAUUUCCAAAACGAGAAUAUAACUGAUGGGUUGGCACUUCUCCAGAUUGCAGCACAAGGUUCGUAUGAUAAUGCUAUCUACCUUUAUGGAAUAAUUAUGUUAUGUAGAGGAGACCCAGAUAUCGGGAAACCACUAUUAGAUUCACUUGGAUGGAGAGAAAAUAAAGCACGGUCCGACGCUUGCUGGCAAAGUAUCAAAACAUCUCUCCAUGGAGUAAGAGUCAAAAGGUUUGAAAUUUACAUCACAAUUUAUAGGGCCACCAGGCCUACAAUAAAUUGUCACAGAAACGACAUUGCUAUCCGAUGUGAGACAUGUUAUUAUUUUAAGCAGAUGAAAAAAUUUGUUUUUAUUAUCUAAACAAAUAAUGUAACUGCUGUAGACCCUAUAUCAACUCCAAUAUUAUAAAAUUUAAAUAAAGCUUCUCUUA